CUCCCCCCCCUGUCCCUCUCUCUGUCCGUCCGCAUACACGUAUCCCCGUGCGAGAGGCCAGCAAGUGAUCUGAAGAAAAGGAGGACAGGGGUCUUAAUCCAUCUCGAGAGAAACAACAGGCUAUGGCGGUGUCAGUCUCCAGGGAUCUGACCGUAGAGGUGCUGGAGGAUGUGAAUGCUGUCAAGCUGAGUGACAGGCAGCAGGCUCUACGCGCCGCCAUCCGGAGGGGAGAGCCCAAAAGUCUGGGGGUGAGUCAGGUCAUGCUGGGGCUGAUGGUCAUGUCCUACUCUAUUCCUCUUCACUUCACUGUCGCAACGGAAGUGGUCACCUUUGGCGUUCCCUGGUGGAGUGGGCUAACGUUCAUCACAGCGGGAGCGGUGGCCAUCGUCCUGGACAAACACUGCACCAUGAAGAUUUUGCAGGGGUGUCUGAUAGCGAGCGGGGCGUCCGCCCUCCUGUCGGUGGUGGCUGUGAUCAUCUACUCGGUGGACAUGGACAUGAAUCCAUUGCUGCCGUGCGAGACGACUGAUGACCCCUGUAGUGAUGAACACGACGCCACGGCGCUGAGCCGAGGACUGAAGUCGGUCCUCCUUCUCUUCACCGUGGCUCAGAUGGUCAUCUCCGCUGUUGUCUUCUUCCUUCUCUUCCGGCAGAGACGCUGCUACGGACAGUACGCUUCUCUCAAUCAAGCUGCUCUAUCAACAUCCACGUCAGUAACGUCCCUCCACCUGAACUGAUCACCGGACCACCAGUCUUUGAGGGGACGGAUCGCUUCCCAACGAGACCUUUUUCCCCCCUGAAGCUGACUUCACCUGUCGUAUGUGUAUUGAUUCUGCCUAUCUGCUGGUAUCCAUGGCUUAUCCACAACGCUACCUAAAAUGCCACCACUGGAGAGUAUAAAGUGGAAACUUAUGGUCUGCUGAAAUAAACAGUUUUUCUGGAGCAGUCCUCGUGUAGAUUUCCACCGCUGUUUGCUUACAUGAGUUUGAGGUCACUCCAGCCCAGAAUCUAGGGACAAAAACCAACACUGUGUAUGCGAGGAGGAAAAACACACAGCACAGGUGAGGAAGAGACCUCACUGCAUGUCAGGCAGGGAUGUCAUUGCAUGAUAGGACGACACUUUCAGACAGCUCCAUGCAGAUGAGGAAGGAACGCCGACUCCUCUUCACCAGCAGGGCUGUUCCAACAGCUGGUGCUUUCACUUCAAAAUGUUUCCAUUGUGUGAAUGUUGUACUAACCCUUUGAUAUAUUUUUGAAAUAAAGGUGUCCAGUGAGACACAUUUUAUGAAA
This is a messenger RNA of Gasterosteus aculeatus aculeatus (three-spined stickleback), 1290 nucleotides long. RefSeq names its product transmembrane protein 176 (gene tmem176). NCBI's taxonomy places the organism in Eukaryota, Metazoa, Chordata, Actinopteri, Perciformes, Gasterosteidae. Gene Ontology annotation, cellular component: membrane. The record is from RefSeq and is a predicted model, not a curated record.